AUGACACUUGGCACUUGCGAUUGUCCUUAUUUCGCUCGUAUAGAGCUGUUGGCCGACAAACUAGCUCAGAACUUGCCCCAUUUCAAUGUGACAAAAGUUGUGAAACAGCCGCACGAAUGGAAGGACUUUACGGAAUGGAUAGCCAAAGAGCAUGGAUGGGAUGUAACCAAAUCACCCGUUGUCUGGCGGGAGUUAUUAGAUCAGGGCGGUCCAGGAACGCUGAUCGGAGGUUCAAAUGAGUUUCAGGAAUAUGUUGCUGCCUAUUAUAACGAAUAUAGUUCCAUGACCACCAAAGAAAUGUGCGAUGUGGCCAAUGAUAACACCACCUUCAAGACUGCUGAAGAAGCAGAAAAGCGGGAGGCAGAAGACAAACGUGUCCCUCCGUCCACAAUUUUAAUUAUCGGUGCAGGCUCUCCGCCAUGCACUCAUUUGCUACCGUAUCUGGCGAUUCACGGUCUGUUUAGUCCCAAUGAGUACAUUCAACUAGAUUUGUACGAUGAUAGUAAUCUCGAACAUGUAUCUUAUGUUGUUGAAACACUGCAGGAUACACCAUGCAAAAUGCUCGUUGNCGAUCUGGUACCAAGUUUGAAAGUAGCUAAACAGAUCAUAAUCUUAGAUGUGGUGCCUCGAAUUAAACUGAGUUGCGAAGAUUCUACAAUUUUGCACAACAAAACAUCAGAAUCAGAAGUAAAAAGCUUAGAACCGAGAGAUCAGUGGCUUAGACGGCGUUAUUCGUUCUUCACCUCGAUUGGACUCUUGGCGCAGACGCAUUGCCCUAGUAACGUCCGUAUUCUGGUGACUGGAAAUCCAGGUUUGGACACUUCCUCAAUGAAAAUUGCCAGCCCGAUCAAUUUUGAUGUUGCCGUCUUACACAAGGCUGCUUCCCCACGUAUAUCCACGAGACAAAUAGUGGGACUGGUUGGUCCACUCGUUCAACGUGUUAAGGCAUCAGUUGCAAACAAUCUUCAUGUGUCUACACAUGACAUUGUAGAUGUGAUUAUUUGGGGCAAUGUUGGAGGUCGAACGCAUAUAGAUUUGUCUAAGUCACGCGUGUACCGUCGUCGAGGGGCGGAUGUUGGAUUAACGGCCGGUCCAUGGUACUCAAUGCCCACAACAGAUGCAUUCAGGGACUUGGAAUGGCCCAGUGAAGAAAUGGCGCGCGACGUCUUCGAGGAUCGGUCGGCUUUUGUACCGCGUUAUCGGGGUCUGAGCCACGCACAGUCUAUAAUCACCUUUCUACGAGGAUGGUGGACGGGUGACUUUACCACUAAAGACCAGAUCAUCUCUUUGGUGGUUGCUUCUGAAGAGUGGUACGGAAUACCGAAGGGAGUGGUCUUCUCGUUUCCCGUAAUUCCCUCCUCUACCUCCAGUUGGACCGUGGCGGAGGAUGUGGAGAUCAGUCAAUCGAUCGCCAAGGAACUUGAAGCUUGUGUAAAGGAUGUUCUUGAAGAUUGGGCUGUCGUCGAUCCGAAUCCGCUCGAGAUAUUUCUAGAGAGUAAGAAAGUUCCCACAAAGCCCGAGGAAGAAAUUUCCCAAGCCGAAGAAGAGGAAGAAGAAGAAGAAUUUCCAUCAAAGUGA
Molecule: messenger RNA, 1578 nt
Organism: Echinostoma caproni
Lineage: Eukaryota; Metazoa; Platyhelminthes; Trematoda; Plagiorchiida; Echinostomatidae
Source: the annotation of a GenBank genome assembly